AUUUUGUCUUAGGGUGACCAAGAACUACUAGAGGUCAUGAUUCCAUUUUGGUGGUUGUUGAUAGGUUCUCUAAAAUGACACAUUUUCUUUCAUGUAGCAAAACUACUAAUGCAUCUCAUGUUGCUAGAUUGUUGUUCCGAGUGGUUGUCAAGUUACAUGGUUUGCCUGAGUCAAUUGUGUUAGAUAGAGAUGUUAAGUUUGUUAGUUACUUUUGGAAGACAUUACUGAAAUUGUGUGGUACUACCCUUCUCCUCUCUAGUGCUAUGGCCAAACCGAGGUUGUUAACCAUAGUCUUGGGAACUUUUUACAUUGCGUUGGGUGAGAAGCAAGGUAAUUGGGACUUAGUUCUACCUACUGUUGAGUUUGCAUAUAACAAUUCUGUUCACCAUACCGCUGGCAAGAGUCCAUUUGAAAUUGUGUAUGGCUACAAACCUCGUACCCCUAUUGACCUUGUUCCUUUUCCACCUAAUUUUUGUGUUUCUGAACCCAUUCACACGGCGCUGAAAUCCGGAAUCCAUUUUUUGAGGUCUGUUUUGAUAGAAAGGGAAGAUAUUCCUAUGGAACUAAUAUCUCUAUUGCUUCUAUGUGUGGAAAAAGAUGAUAUAGUUGUUCCGCCUGUUGCUCAAAAAUUAUCAGAAAAAGUGCUAGCAAACUGUGCUACUAAGCUUGAGCCUUAUUUGAGAAAGGGUGUAGCAGAUAAUUAUAUUACUGAUGAAGAAAUUCCAAAGUCAACCAUUUGCUGUGGUAUUCCCAUACCUAAGGAAGAUGAUAGUAACUUAGUGACAAAACAUGAUAUGGUGAAAGUUCAAGGAAAUAAUGUGGUGGGUUACUUGACUUCUCUUUUGUUGGGUUCUGAACAAGAAUUCAAGCCAAAUGAAUUACUUGAAGAGCUUCAAUAUUCAGAGGUCAAUGACAUGGUGGAAAAUAGAGGAGAUCUUGACAAAAUGGAAUUCAAGAAACUUCCGGAAAUAGAGCCAAAUGGCUUAGUGGAAACUGUGGAAGAAAAUUUUGAGUUCCUUUCUGUCUUACAAGCUGUUCAACCUGUUGAGUUCAUUUUUUCAGAAGAAUUUGAUGCUAAACAUCCAGAAGCAAGACGAAAAAUUGCUAUGGAUACUGCUGAUUAUAAAUUAGCUGCUGAUGUGCAUCGUAAAGCUAAAGAUUUUAAUGUUGAUGAUUUUGUAAUGGUUCAGGUUCACUCUAAGCAUGUCCCAAAGAAUGCUUCAAAAAAAUUAUUUGCUAGAGCCAUUGGGCCUUACCCCAUUAUGCAAAAACUUGGAUCUAAUGCAUAUUUACUUGAUUUACCUGAUCAUUAUUCUAGUAGUCCAGUUUUCAAUGUAAAAGACUUGUCACCUUAUAAAGGUACAUUUGAACCCCCUGCUUUGUCUUCUAGUAACGUUGCAGGUACAGCCACUUCUAAAGAGCCUCCUCUUGCACAUUGCUAUGAGGAGGUUAUCAAGGUUUUGGAUGAUCAAUUUGUUGGCUCUAAACAUGGAGGUUUCCAACGCUAUUUGGUGCAAUGGAAAGGAUGUCCACCCUCAGAUAAUUCUUGGUUGAAUAAACAGGAACUUCUUGCUCUUGCUUCUGCUCUCCUUGAAGAAUAUUUGGCUUCUCCCUCUCUAGAGUCGAGUUCUUUUUCUUUUCAACCAGGGGAGAAUGAUGGUGCACAGCCUAAAGAGUGCAAGACCUUUAAGCAAUGUUAUUUUCGUAGGAUGUUUAAGAAUUAGUUUAGUAGUUGGACUUAUUUAGUAAUUUUAAUAAUUUUCGAAACUUUAU
Molecule: messenger RNA, 1773 nt
Organism: Rubroshorea leprosula
Lineage: Eukaryota; Viridiplantae; Streptophyta; Magnoliopsida; Malvales; Dipterocarpaceae
Source: the annotation of a GenBank genome assembly